AUGUCUCUCCAAGGCAAGGUCAUUGCCGUGACAGGCAGCGCCAGCGGCAUCGGCCUAGCGACCGCCAAGCUCAUCUCACAACGUGGGGGAACGGUCUGCAUCGCCGAUGUCAACUCGGAUGUCCUCAGUGAAGUUGAAUCAUACUUCACCUCCAUCACACCAUCUGUUCCAUACAUGAUCUCAAAAGUUGAUGUUGCCAAUAGACAAGAAGUAGAAAGCUGGAUCACUGAGAUCAAGGACAAACACGGUCGUCUUGAUGGAGCGGCCAACGUUGCAGGCGUCAUCGGAAAAGACCACGGCAUUAAGUCGGUAGCAAACCUGGACGACGAUGAAUGGCACAAAAUCAUCGGUGUCAACCUGACAGGAUUGAUGUACUGUCUCCGGGCAGAGCUCAACAAUAUCAGUGAUGGUGGGUCGAUUGUCAACAUGGCCUCCAUUCAUGCCACAACUGGCGUUGCCAACCAUGGUGCAUAUGCUGCGAGCAAACAUGGCGUUCUGGGUCUCACUCGGGUUGCUGCGAAGGAAAAUGGCUCCCGAGAGGUUCGAGUCAAUGCCGUUGCGCCGGGACCAAUUUAUACCCCCAUGAUGCAGGGCUUUUAUGAUCGGACCGGACGACCAGCAGAUACGCCGUUCGACGACCCUAUCGCAUUCCGACGUCAGGGUACUGCUGAAGAGGUGGCAAAUGUGAUUGGAUUCUUACUGGGGCCUGAAAGCGCUUUCGCUUUGCUUGUUUCCGAUAACGGGUACUUCCUGAGUUCAAUUGAGUACGGCCCGUUUGUGCAACGCACCUAA
This is a messenger RNA of Aspergillus affinis, 792 nucleotides long. RefSeq names its product SDR family NAD(P)-dependent oxidoreductase. The transcript is spliced from 3 exons. Gene Ontology annotation, molecular function: oxidoreductase activity. The record is from RefSeq and is a predicted model, not a curated record. The coding region runs from base 1 to 792 and encodes 263 amino acids. NCBI's taxonomy places the organism in Eukaryota, Fungi, Ascomycota, Eurotiomycetes, Eurotiales, Aspergillaceae.